AUGUCUACCGAUUACGAAUUCAAGGGUUGGCUUGGCCGUGAUCCCAGCUCCGUCAAUGGAAAGAUGGAGUGGGAUACCUUUGAGCCCAAGAAGUGGGAGGAGAACGACGUCGACAUCAAGAUCACACACUGCGGUAUCUGCGGUUCUGACCUUCACAUUCUUCGCUCCGGCUGGGGCGAGACACCUUUCCCCUGCUGCGUCGGCCACGAAAUCGUCGGCAAGGCUGUCCGCGUCGGCUCCAACGUCACAAACAUCAAGGUUGGCGACAGAGUCGGUGUAGGCGCCCAGGCCCGCAGCUGUCUCCGCGACGACUGCUCCGAGUGCUCCGCUGGCCGCCUCAACUACUGCCCCAAGAUGGUCAGCACCUACGGCUCCGUCUACCCCGACGACAUUGGCAAGUCCUACGGCGGCUACGCAGACUACAACCGCACCGACUCCCGCUUCGUCGUAAAGAUCCCCGAGUCUCUGCCCUCCGAGUACGCUGCGCCCAUGCUCUGCGGCGGUGUCACCGUCUACGCUCCCCUCCGUAACAACGGCUGCGGUCCUGGAAAGACUGUGGGCAUCGUCGGUGUAGGCGGUCUGGGCCACUUUGGCGUUCUCUUCGCCAAGGCCCUCGGCGCUGAUAAGGUCAUCGGUAUUUCUCGCAAGGCCUCCAAGAAGGAUGAAGUCCUCGCUCUCGGCGCAGAUGCUUACAUCGCUACUGACGACGAUGAGGACUGGGCCAACAAGAACGCCAAGACAAUUGAUCUCAUGGUCUGCACAGUCUCAAGCAGCAAGAUGCCCUACAGCGAUUACUUCAAGCUCCUCCGCCACGGCGCCGACUUUGUGCAGGUCGGAGCUCCUGACUCUGGUGAACUCCCUCCCAUCAAUGCCUUCAACCUCAUCAUGGGCCAGUUCAAGCUAAGCGGAAGCUUGAUUGGUUCGCCCAAGGACAUCGAGGAGAUGCUGCAGCUUGCAGUUGAGAAGAACGUCAAGCCUUGGGUUGAGAAGAGGCCGAUGGAGGAUGCGAACCAGGCUGUUGUCGAUAUGGAGAAUGGAAAGGCGCGAUACCGAUAUGUUUUGGUUAACCAGAAGAACAUUGAUUAA
Molecule: messenger RNA, 1086 nt
Organism: Fusarium musae
Lineage: Eukaryota; Fungi; Ascomycota; Sordariomycetes; Hypocreales; Nectriaceae
Exons: 2
Coding region: 1-1086 (361 amino acids)
Biological process (GO): alcohol metabolic process
Molecular function (GO): alcohol dehydrogenase (NADP+) activity; zinc ion binding
Source: RefSeq, a predicted model, not a curated record